Molecule: messenger RNA, 1114 nt
Organism: Brienomyrus brachyistius
Lineage: Eukaryota; Metazoa; Chordata; Actinopteri; Osteoglossiformes; Mormyridae
Source: RefSeq, a predicted model, not a curated record
AUGGUGUGGCGUCUCAUGGUGUGGUACCUCAUGAUGUGGUACCUCGUGGUACGGCGUCUCGUGGUGUGGUACCUCAUGAUGUGGUACCUCGUGGUACGGCGUCUCAUGGUGUGGUACCUCAUGAUGUGGUACCUCGUGGUACGGCGUCUCAUGGUGUGGUACCUCGUGGUACGACGUCUCAUGGUGUGGUACCUCGUGGUGUGGUACCUCAUGGUGUGGUACCUCGUGGUGUGGUACCUCAUGAUGUGGUACCUCGGGGUACGUGGUACCUCGUGUUGCGGCGUCUUAUGGUGUGGUACCUCGUGGUCUGGUACCUCAUGGUGUGGUACUUCGUGGUACGGCGUCUCAUGGUGUGGUACCUCGUGGUACGGCGUCUCAUGGUGUGGUAUCUCGUGGUACGGCGUCUCAUGGUGUGGUACCUCGUGGUACGGCGUCUCAUGGUGUGGUACCUCGUGGUACGGCGUCUCAUGCUGUGGUACCUCGUGGUACGGCAUCUCAUGGUGUGGUACCUCGUGGUACGGCGUCUCAUGGUGUGGUACCUCGUGGUACGGCGUCUCAUGGUGUGGUACCUCGGGGUACGGUGUCAUAUGGUGUGGUACCUCGUGGUACGGCGUCUUAUGGUGAUACCUCAUGGUGUGGUACCUUGCGGUGUGGUACCUCAUGGUGUGGUACCUCGUGGUACGGCGUCUUAUGGUGUGGUACCUCAUAGUCUGGUACCUCAUGGUGUGGUACCUCGUGGUACGGCGUCUCAUUAUCUGGCACCUCGUGGUGUGGUACCUCGUGGUGUGGUACUUCGUGGUACGGCGUCUCAUGGUGUGGUACCUCGUGGUACGGCGUCUCAUGGUGUGGUACCUCGUGGUACGGCGUCUCAUGGUGUGGUACCUCGGGGUACGGUGUCAUAUGGUGUGGUACCUCGUGGUACGGCGUCUUAUGGUGUGAUACCUCAUGGUGUGGUACCUUGCGGUGUGGUACCUCAUGGUGUGGUACCUCGUGGUACGGCGAUUUAUGGUGUAGUACCUCAUAGUCUGGUGCCUCAUGGUGUGGUACCUCGUGGUACGGCGUCUCAUUAUCUGGCACCUCGUGGUGUGGUACCUCGUGGUGUGGUACCUCGUGG